AUGGCCACCACCACGGGGAGCAAUACGGUGUCACCGUCCGCUGUGAGGGCGGCUUAUUGGCCUUCAUGGUCUGUAGAUAACUUCCCUCCAUCAGCCAUAGACACCAACUUGUUCAGUCACAUAUACUACGCAUUUCUAUCACCUAGCAACGUUACAUUCAAGUUCGAAUUAUCGAAUUCCGAGGCAAAGCUCCUCCACAACUUCACCACCACUCUCCACCACAAAAACCCACCGGUGCAGACGUUAGUCUCCUUCGGUGGCGGCGGUGGUGAUCCACUUCUUUAUGCCACCAUGGCUUCAAAGGCUGGAUCAAGAAAAAUUUUCAUAAAUUCAGCAAUUGAUGUUGCAAGGAGGUUUGGGUUUGAUGGGCUGGACCUUGAUUGGGAGUGGCCUCAAGGCCCAAAAGAAAUGAUCAAUUUGGGCCGCUUGUUUAAGGAAUGGAGGUUUGCGAUCCAAAAAGAAGCCCGGUCCACAUGCCGCACUCCUCUGCUUCUCACUGCAGCCGUGUACUUCUCCGUUGACUUCUUCGUAGAUAAAGUCUACCGUAGGUACCCAGUGGGCUCAAUUGAUAGAUAUUUGGACUGGGCCAGCCCAAUGUGUUUUGACUAUCAUGGGUCAUGGAACACAUCGCAGACGGGGGCCCAUGCUGCAUUAUUCGACCCAAAGAGUAACAUAAGUACAAGCUAUGGGCUUCAAUCAUGGAUCAGGGCCGGUGUUCGGCCCAGUAAGUUGGUUAUGGGCCUGCCUUUGUAUGGAAAGACUUGGGAGCUUAAAGACCCAAAUGUGAAUGGGAUUGGAGCACCAGCAGUUGGGCUGGGCCCAGGAGUGGAAGGUGUUUUACAUUUCUCAGAGUUGGUGGAUUAUAUUGGGGCCCAUAGUGCCAGUGCACUGUAUGAUCCGGUGACUGUGUCCGCAUAUGCUUAUGGUGGAACGACUUGGAUUGGAUUUGAUGAUGCCACGUCAACAAAGGUGAAGAUAGGCUUUGCUAGGGCCCAUGGGCUUCGUGGGUAUUUCUUUUGGGCUUUGUCUUUUGAUCUCGAUUGGGAAAUCUCAAAACAAGCUUCGAAGGCUUGGAUCGGUUACUAA
Tripterygium wilfordii is the source of this 1086-nucleotide messenger RNA. Its product is annotated as class V chitinase CHIT5a-like. The record is from RefSeq and is a predicted model, not a curated record. Gene Ontology annotation, cellular component: extracellular region. The coding region runs from base 1 to 1086 and encodes 361 amino acids. Gene Ontology annotation, molecular function: chitin binding; chitinase activity. Gene Ontology annotation, biological process: chitin catabolic process; carbohydrate metabolic process. NCBI's taxonomy places the organism in Eukaryota, Viridiplantae, Streptophyta, Magnoliopsida, Celastrales, Celastraceae. The transcript has 2 exons.